AUGGCGUUCGCUUCGGCCGGCCUGCCGCCGCCGGCGCUCAACGCUGCCGCUGCCGAGGGCGCGGCGCGCGGCCGCGACGGCGCGCAAGAGGCCGAUGAUGGCCAGAGACUCGGCGUGAAGCGCCGCCUCGACGGCGAGCUCGCGAGCGCGCGCGUCAACGACGACGACGCCAAAGAAGGCGACACCAUUAUGGUGGACGCCGCACAGAUGGCCGCUGCGGCGGCCGCCGGCACCGACCGCGGCACGAAGCGCCUGCUGCACGUCGCGCUCGCGGCGCGCGACGGCUCGCACAUCCCGGACAUCCAGAACACGACGGCGCUCGUCACCGAGAUUCGACAGCUUCUGAGGAAGACGCCAGGCUGCGAGGCGCAGCCGGCGAGCGCGAUCAGCGUGCCCGUCAUCGGCACGUCGCGCGCCAUCUGCGUCGCCUUCAGCGGCGAGAGCGAGGCACGUGCCUUCCUCGAGCAGUACGCCGGCGGUGGCGUCCUACAGCUCCCAGCGCCAGACAACAUCACCAUCACCUUCGCCGCUCUCGACGCCACCGUGUGGGGCAAGCAGGCGGAGGCGCGCGAGACCCAGGCGACCAUCGACUCCGACGGCCUCCUCGCCAUACGCACGCGCGGCGCCAUCAACACCGCGGCCCAGAUCGAGCACUUCGCCCCCCUCUUGGAGAAGCACUUCGGCAACGUG
Emiliania huxleyi CCMP1516 is the source of this 690-nucleotide messenger RNA. RefSeq lists its product as hypothetical. NCBI's taxonomy places the organism in Eukaryota, Haptophyta, Isochrysidales, Noelaerhabdaceae. The annotation marks the transcript as partial. The record is from RefSeq and is a predicted model, not a curated record. The transcript has a single exon.